CUGUGUCAGCCUGUCAUUAACUGGACUGGAUACUAUCUUUUGGAUACUUUUGUUCUCUUCUUUGGCAUAUGUGCAUGGAUUAAUAACAUAAAAAUGUGCUUCCAGCAGUCAUUGAAUGAAUUCAGCCAUGGGCACCCCAGCUUAAAAUGGAGGAUAGUUUCGAUUGUGACUGCGGUGAGCUGGAGCCACCUGAUCAGUGAGAAGGAACUGUCUCGCUGAGAACAGCAAUUCCCUUCAGUUUUCCCUGGAUCUGGUGCUUAGAAAAGUAAAAAGCAAAAAAAAUAAAAAAAUAAAUAAAAAUAGAAUAUUCACCAUUUAUUUGGACCGUUUGAAAAUGCUGCUACUCAGAGCCAGUCAUACACUGAAAUUUUCUGCACUGUGACAAUGGUUUUAUAGGUAGUGACUUUAAAUUACGUUCAGAGUUUUUUGAUUGGCCUCCAAAUUCAUUCCAUAACGCCCCAUUAAACUUUGAAAUAAAACAAAAUUCUCCCACAACCUACGUAGAAAGCUGCUGAAGGUUUUUCAGAUGAUGACAACAUAUCUUUGUAACAUAUCCCAAUCUGUUCCCGUUAUCUCUCUGAAUACGCUGUGACAGCCGGUCAGGUGCCACUCGAGUCCUCUGAGGCUUGAGGUUUCUCGUCUAGCUAUAGUUGUUGCAAUCAAAAUCUGCUGCAUAUCGGUUAAAUCAGAAAUCCUUCCUGCUAUAAUAUCUGCACAGAACUGCUCCACGUGACCAGAAGAAUGGCAGAGAAAUUUGAAAGUCUUAUGAACAUUCACGGCUUCGACCUGGGCCCACGCUACAUGGAUCUGAAGCCGCUGGGCUAUGGUGGAAAUGGCCUUGUGUUCUCUGCCGUUGACACAGAUUGCGACAAGAGGGUCGCCGUGAAAAAGAUCGUCCUGACCGACCCUCAAAGUGUCAAACAUGCGCUGCGCGAAAUCAAGAUCAUCCGCAGGCUCGACCACGACAACAUUGUGAAAGUGUUCGAAACGCUGGGGCCCAGCGGUCGGCGGUUGACGGAGGAUGUUAGUUCUUUGACGGAGGUUAACUCGGUCUACAUCGUGCAGGAGUACAUGGAAACAGACCUCUGUAAAGUACUGGAACAAGGCUUGUUGUCCGAAGAUCACGCACGGCUUUUCAUGUACCAACUGCUGCGGGGACUCAAAUACAUCCAUUCAGCAAACGUGCUUCACCGUGACCUCAAGCCCGCCAACCUCUUUGUGAACACCGAGGACUUGGUACUGAAAAUCGGGGACUUUGGACUCGCCAGAAUUAUGGACCCCCACUAUUCCCACAAGGGGCAUCUGUCCGAGGGUCUGGUCACUAAAUGGUAUCGUUCUCCUCGUCUGCUCCUUUCCCCAAACAACUACACCAAAGCCAUCGACAUGUGGGCCGCUGGUUGUAUCUUUGCUGAGAUGCUGACUGGAAAAACACUCUUUGCAGGAGCUCAUGAGCUGGAACAGAUGCAGCUCAUUCUGGAAUCCAUUCCUGUUGUUCAUGAAGAAGACAGACAGGAGCUUCAGAGCGUCAUACCUGUCUUUAUCAAGAAUGACAUGUCAGAACCACACACGCCACUCGCCAUGUUACUGCCUGGUGUCAGCCCUGAGGCCUUGGAUUUCCUGGAGAAGAUCUUGACCUUUAACCCGAUGGACCGGCUCACUGCAGAAGAGGCUCUUGCUCACCCAUACAUGAGCGAUUACUCGUUCCCUCUAGAUGAACCUGUGUCCACACACCCCUUUCACAUUGAGGAUGAGGUGGACGAUAUUUUGCUUAUGGACGAGAGCCACAGUCACAUCUACCACUGGGACAGGUAUCAUGAUAGUCAGUUCUCAGAUCAGGACUGGCACCUGCACAGCACCCAUGAGAUGGAGGAUGUGCAGCGUGAUCCUCGAGCCAUGUCCGACUUCACAGAUGAGGAGGAGGUCCAGGUUGACCCGCGCAAAUACAUGGAUGGAGAAUGCGAGAAAUUCCUUGAGGAUCCUUUGUUCGACCUUCCUGAGCGCUCGUGGCAGCAAGAUGAUCACCACGAGAACAAGUAUUGUGACCAGGAGUGCAGCUACACUUGCAACUACAAAGCUGUGUCCCCAUCCUACCUGGACAAUCUGAUCUGGAGGGACAGCGAGGUGAACCACUACUAUGAGCCCAAGCUCAUCAUUGACCUCUCCAACUGGAAAGAGCAGCAGAGCAAAGAGAAGAUCGACAAGAAGGGCAAGAGCAAGUGCGAGAAGAAUGGACUGGUCAAGGCCCAGAUCGCCCUGCAAGAAGCAUCUCAGAAUCACAGCGUGGCAGAGAAGGACCGCGAGCAGGAGAAACACCACUUCGACUUUGACUCGUUCAUCGCCGGCACCAUCAAACUCAGCCUGCAACCGGAGCCCGGUGACGUGGACCUCCUGAACGAGCUGAACACAUCCGUUUCUCAGCUAGACACCCGGGUCCCCAGCGGCUCCAUGUCCAAAUCCAUCAGUCAGGAAAAGGAGGAGAAGUGUCUGGUGAACCUGGCGCAGCUCAGCGUCCAGGCGCCUUGUCCUUGGGAAAGUUUCACGGACAGUGGCGGCGAUGAGAGCAGCAUGAUCGACGAGGCUUGCUGGGAUGUCCGUAAAGACGAGCAGCUCCAGAAGGAGAACAGCAGCUGCCAGAGCAGUUACCUCGAUCGGCUUUUCAGCAAGCGUGAGGAGGUAGAGUCUGAGUUACCAGAGCCCAUCGAGGUGUCUGCUCCGGUGGACGACUUAAUUUCCUGUGGUGCCGAGAUCGUCUUUAACAUGCAGCUGGAGUCUCUGGCCAUUCCGGGGUUUGAGGGAGUGGACAACAUUCCUCUGAAGUCCAUCCAGGCCACGCUAACGCCCUCUGCUGUUAAACGCUCCCCUCAAAUCGUCCACAAAACCUACAGCAGCAUUUUCAAGCAUUUGAAUUAAAGAAAAAACCCACACCCAUUCAAGCAGAGUCCAGCUUAUUUUUUAUAGAGUUCUGUAUUUCUGUACUUGAAUCAUUUCAUAUCUUUUUACAUAUUGGUUACUUUUUAAGGAAACUUUUAUUUUUGUUUUUUAUUUGUGGAUUAAAUGUAGAUGAAUUCAGUAUGUAAAUUCGUGCUGGACUGUGUUCCCUGUUUGCACACAUGAACAAUGUUUUGGCCCCUACUGAUCUUCAGUUUUCAAACUCUGAUAUAAAUAUUAUUAUUUUUUUUUUUGCGGCAUGAAAUUUGCACACAAUGUACUGUAGAUUCAGAAACAUAAUAUGGAAAGACAGAGGAAUGACUGUUAAGCAGAGAAAUAGAUGGUAUAUUCAAUGUAGGCAAAGGAAUAGAGGGCGGAAUAAUGCACUAAACGUGUGGGAGACGCCUUCCCUGAAAUCAUAUUGUGAUCUUCUGACUGACAACCAAUAGGACAGACUUGAGCAAGUGCAUCUUUGCCUUUCUCCUCGUUUUUUUUUUUAACUAAGGCUAAUUUAUUUAUUGAUUGACUUUUUUCUCCCACCUCAUUUCCAUUAAAAGCAAAGCCUUUUGCCAUUUUGUUGAUACUGUAAACUCCCUCAAACGUGAUGCCAGCACAGCAAGCGUUAACCAUAGGUUUGCGAUACUUUAACUGUAGGUUCGUAAAGGCGUUAUCUACCUCAAGGUAACAGCAGAAGGUUCUGUCUCCCAACUGUAGUGCUUUAACCAAACACUUGCCCUCUCAACAAUGACUUCUGUUGUUUUUCAUUUUGCAUUUGCCAUAGUGAAGUGUUAAGAUCAUUAUUUAUUUUAAAGCAGAUGUGAGAUAUUUAUUUUAAGAACAUUGUAAUUUUUUCAAUGUGAGGCACUGGACCUCCAUUCUGGUCCGUUUUGGCGCUCUGUUUGUGUAGCCUUGGAUGAUCGCUCAUCCGUUUGAGUUGUACAGAAAUUCAUGAUGCUUUCCCAAGUUCCAGCAUUUUUUUUUUUUAAUGAAUAUUCAGUAUGAGGGUUUCUUUUUUUCUUUUUUUUAAUUUUUUUUUUUUUACUUGUAGGUGCUUUUGUAUGAGUGGAAUAUUGUUUAACGCAUUUUAUGCGCCUAAAAGUCUUAAUUUGUUUUUUGAUAUAUACAUACAUACAUACAAUGUUAGAAUUGUGUGCAUGGAAGAAAACCAAUGGAAGGUACAUUAAAAUGAAGUUAAUGUUGAAGUAUAUUGUAAGUCAUUAAUUUUAUUUUAAUUGUAUGUUUUUAUUACAAAAGCCCCCCCCCCCCAAGCAAGCAUGGUUGAGUUAGGUUCAGAUUUAGCAUGUAGAACACUUAAAAUAUUUCUUUUCUUAAUUUUGCUUUAAGUGCUGGUUUCUAUUGUUAUCAUUUGUUCCAUUGUAAAAUAACAUCAAUAAAAUGGCCAGCGAA
This is a messenger RNA of Myxocyprinus asiaticus (Chinese sucker), 4335 nucleotides long. RefSeq names its product mitogen-activated protein kinase 6-like. Gene Ontology annotation, cellular component: cytoplasm; nucleus. Gene Ontology annotation, biological process: cell surface receptor signaling pathway; protein phosphorylation; intracellular signal transduction. Gene Ontology annotation, molecular function: MAP kinase activity; ATP binding. The transcript is spliced from 6 exons. The record is from RefSeq and is a predicted model, not a curated record. Lineage: Eukaryota; Metazoa; Chordata; Actinopteri; Cypriniformes; Catostomidae. The coding region runs from base 742 to 2910 and encodes 722 amino acids.